GUACUGAUUUUUUCAUGAACUGCGUAUGAACGCACGCAAGUUGACUAAUGUAAAUUAAUGCAUUUAGGAAUCACUCAGGCAUUUAUAGGCUUUUUGAGUUCAAUUCAAGUUCAUUUGCUCAAAGAUAGGCAAUUGCGCCUUUCAUUUACUAAAGCGAAAAUGGCUCGGAAAGAACGCGAGUGAUUUCUAGUUAAGAAAAUUGAUUUUGAUUUUUAGAGUUCCAGCGAAAUAAAAAUUUUACCCAUUGAUCCAGUUUGUUUUAAAAUGAGGUAUUUUUUAUCAAAAAAAAGUUCCAUCAUAUAUAGAUAUGAAAAUUCAAAGAGGAUUAAUCUGAUAUAUAUAUUUUUUUUGAAUCUCGAAUGUUGAAAUAUUUUAAAUUUCCGAACAUUUUUUUUCGUUUUCCUUGUUCUUUGACAUUUUUUGAAAUUUUUGUUGGCUAUGUUUCAUAAUGGAACCUCAACACAGUUGAGGCUAAUUAUCACUUGGUCUAGCUCAAGCGCCUGGCUUGAAAUUCUUAAGUCGGGGGUUUGAAUCGCGGCCUGACUUUGUUUUUUUUCGAUAGGUAUGAAAUGAGCGUUUUUGUGAGUUUUCGGUGUAUACUUUUUUCUUCGAUAUGUGGAAAAACGUUCUGUUACUUAUAAUUUUACGGAGCCCGGCAUUGAAUAAGUUCCGUUUUUUUCGCUUUUAUGAUUUCGGUUAUAUUGCUCAGUCACCUAAUAUGGUAGGAUUUGAAGGCCAAAAAUAGUUUUUUUUUAUUCUUGAUUGUUUCAGUAGGGUUGCUUUCUAAAAACUGUUGUAUUUUACUACCUCGAAAUUUUGAUAACUUUUUAAUGGCUUUUUUCGGCUGGACGGUUUUUGGCCGAACGAUCUCCUCCAAGAAAUUUUAGCUUCGUGUCUGCUCGGUAAACUAUACAAAAGAAUAAACUAACGCUGCUGGUUGUGUUUUCGAAAUGUGUUUUUGCUGAAAUGAACAUCAGUCCAGACACACUGUUUUGCAGUUUUUUUUUCAAGAAUUUGGUUGGAAAGUUCUAUCUUACUUGCACGGCAAAUAGAUAUCUGUGUUGAAAUAUGAUCCUGGCGUUUCGUGACUUAAUUCCAGUUCAUCUUUUUGUCAUAAUAUAUUUUACAGGGUGUUGAUUAUGGGUCUUUGGGUUCGUUAAAAAUACGGUCAGUAUGAAAAAUUGUUAACCGGUCAGUUAGUAACAGUUGAUUAGCGAUAAUCUAUGAUGUGAUUUUUUGGAGUUGAGGUGCUUUUGCCAUGGUUUUUUUAUUAGAAUCACUCAAAGUUUUCCGAGCAAAAUCAGGUGCCACGAAAAAUCAGGCGUCGCAAAUAGUUUGUUUUUGUAUCACCAAUUAUCCAAGGAUCGGAUGGCAGCUGAAUAAUUCCCGAUUUCAUUCGUUUUCUUGAGAGACGCAACUAAUGCGGUAUCGUCAGCAAAAACUCUAAUUUUACUUUCUUGGGCACUGACAUUGAUGUCAUCUAUGUAAAGCAGACAAAUUAAAGGCUCAAGAACGGAACUGUGUGGCACACCACAAUUCAAUUUGCGGAUACGUGAUUCACCUUGAUUAUUAACCAAAUACUGUUAUCUGUUAGUCAAAUAACUUCUCAGAAAAGACCUAUUCUUCCCCUUAAUCCAUAAUUUUCAUGCUUUUACAGCAGAAUGUCAUGAAUGACAGUGCCAAAUGUGUUGCGUACAUCGGUUAAAAUUUUCAUUGCAAAAUUUUCUCUUCAAUUUUUUUUCGCAUUGAUUCCAUGAUUAGUGUUAUUGCAUGAGCACAUGAACGUAUUUCUCUGAAACCGAACUGUUUUUCACCGAAAUAUUGCGUUUUUCAAUAAAGGAAAGCUUUCGCUGAUAAAUUAUUCUCUUCAACAUUUUGAGUAUUGUAAAUAGAAGCAAUAAUUGACUAGCUAAAGUGCAUCAGUGAAAAAUUCCUGGUCAAUACACUUGUUAAAGCAUGAUGCCAGAUACUGGCUGAUGACUGGUGCACACAUUUUCAACAUCUUGUUAGAUAUUCAGUCAUGAUCAGCAGAAUUUUUUUAGAUUUUAGUUCUUUUCAAUUCAAAAAAAUUUCCUUUUGAUCAGUUUGUUCUUAUACACGAGAAGAGCCAAUAUUGUUAUAAGAAUUUUUUGCGGGGUUCGAAUCUGACACCAAUGCUGUAAGUUUUGGUCCGAUGGAUACAAAGAAAUCAUUCUAUUCAUCACAAUAGAUCAUUUUCGUAUUUUAUUCUACCUGUAAAUCUGUCAAACACACCAAGCCUACCUCUUGCUGUAUUAAAUUCACUCAUUUUUUAUUUGUAAUUUGGCUUUCAGUUUUUCCAUUUUCGCAUUUUUACGGAAUCAACGAAAAACUGAUGUUUUCAACGCUAGGAUUCAGCAAAAUUUUUGCAUGUAGUUGAUCGCGACCAUGACAUAAGUUUAAUUUCUUUUUUGUGUUGGCUUCCGCUUAUGUCUUGGGUUCCGAAAAUAUAUUCAAAGAAACGUCUCUCAACAUAAAAUCAGUUCUGAAAUGUUUGCUAUUCAGACUCAAAUUUUUGAAAUUUAGUCGGUUCAGUGUCUAUGAUGAUUUCAUUUUGUUUUCUCGACAUGGAAAAUGAUUUUCUGAAGCAUAUCAUAUUUUGGGGAUUUAUCUUUUUAAAAACCAGCCUCGCUUUAUUAUGGAACUUGAACAUUUUCCAGGACUGUUCCUGCAUGGUCGACUGGAAAAGCGAAUUCUCUCGAUCUUAAGAUCUGGACGUUGAAGCAUUGUCUGAUUGUUUUUGCUAUAUUGCUGAUUUUUUGGUUAACUAUCUUAGUAGGGAAUCUUUUUCUCAUUUAAACAGUUUUAACAUUAAUCGAAAGUCGUUCUGUAACUUAAAAAUUUACCAAGUCCGAUUUUAGUAAGUUCCUCUUUUGUUGAACUGAUUUUGGUCUUUUUUGUCAGUUUUUUUUUGCUGAAACGAUUUAAGCCCAAUUCGCUUGCGAGAGGUAAUGGCUUGUAAUCGGGUUGAAGAGUUUUUUCCUACGAACGAUUUUGCUUACAAAUCUGUAAGAAAAUGAAUUUGAUUUUUGAGCUCAAUUAACUUCCAGUAUCCUUCUCACUGCCGUCCGGACCUUGUUUCUUUUAUAAUGUUUGAAAUUGAAUUUUCUGAAAGAAAUGGAUUUUUGUCGGACUUUUAUUUGUGUGCUCAGUUUUUGCCGGCUAAGUUUCACAGGGAUGGGAGUUUCUUCUAAUUUAAACAAUUUUUACUAUCAUUGUCAGUAGUUAUUUAAAAUUUUAUCAGCUCGGAUGUUGAAUAUGUGAGUUGGUUAAUUUGAUAUGUUUUUUCAUUUUUUAAAUCAAGUUGUUUCAGCUUAUUUGCCUUAAAAUGAUCAGGGGAAUGGUUAGUGUUACAUUUUAAUCGUCUAAAGAAAACUUUUAUGACAGCUACUUAUGGCGUUUGUUUUUAUUUUUUCGGCUCAAUGGGGUUCUACCCAAGUUUUGUCGACUUGCAGCUGCUCAGUAAGUGAAAGUCUUUUUAAACUUGCAUUGGUUGUGUUUCUCGACUGUUUUUCUGAAAUUCAUUUUUCUACAUUUUUAAAAUGUCAGUUUUUUUGGCGUUAUGAUUUCCGUGUCAUUUUUGUUUGGCUGAGUGUCAAGAUUGUCGGCCGAGUGGCGUUUCCUCAUAUGAUACUGAAUGCUUAUUUAACGCAUUUCGUUUUUGAAGUUCAACAUCAUUGUAGGUGUCGUUUUUUUUCUUCAUUACAAUAUUUUUUUUUCAAUUAGUGGUUUUUGUCUCAUGUUCUUUUCGCUAGCUUGCUUUGCUUGCAUUGUGUUUUCAGUGUUGCGAAGCUCGAAUUUGCCGCUUUGUAAGUUAAUUGCAAUUGUGUGUGUGGCCGGAAUAAUCUAUGCUCUCUGCACAGCAACCGGAUGCAAUUGCGUAAAUUUUUCAAAAAAAACCUGGGGCGUUUCCAGGUAGUCUCACCUGUUGCAGGUCUUACCUCCAAGUUUCGCUCAAGUCAUUUCAGUUUCUGAGAUAUGCCGUUUUUAAUGGUUUUUCAAGAAAACUUGAGAUCUAAAAAAGUUUUAACUUUAAAAUACGCAGCACUAUGGCGGUGAGCUUUGAAAGUACCACCAGGUCGUUUAUCUGGACUUCAAAUAUGACUGCUCAACGCCUUUAAUUUUCUUAAAUAUGAAGUUUUUACCUUUUUUGAAAAUUUUCAAAAAGUGUUAAAUUAAAAAAUAUAUAUACUUUUCGAAGUUUGAUAUUGUCGACCCUUUGGUGGGGGUGUUGUCAGGUUACUACCAGCGGAUGCAGAUGUGGCCUAUCAUCCUAAUAUCAUGGCUCAAAUUUUAAAAGUUUCGAAAUUGGCGUUUUUAAUGAUAUUUCAACACUUUUCAUUAAACUUACAAUUCAGCUAAGAUUUUGAUGGUUUUGUAAAUGAAAUUGUUUCAACGUUUUUUUUAUUUGGAAAGUGCAGUUAUAUGCUGUUGGCUAUUUUAGGGUUGUCGGAGUUAAAAAUACGAAGAUCUGAAACCCAGUAGUUUUGGAGAUUUUACCAUUUUAGUUUAAAAAUUCUUUGAAGUUAAAAUUAAAAAAUUUUUUAUCGUUCAAAUUUUAAAAUCAAAAGAGUUGUUGUAUUCCCUUGUCUAUUAUUACGGUUGCAUUUUUUCUUUGUUUUUUUUCACAUAUAAUUUGUAUAGAAACUAAUUUCACGUUCACUUAUCGGGUUGAUGCACCGAAGUUUAAACUACUCGAUGAUAGUCAUUGCAUAUGAUCUCCAUGUUUAAUUGUCCUAUGAUAAACAUUAUUUUAGAUUUUUUAUUGUCUCACUAAAACCCUUACAUCGCACUUUGCUGAAAAAGAAGAACGGAAAAUUUAGUUAAAUUAUAUCAAAGUAUGAUUUUUUAAAAAUAUCUUCACUUCAUUAGUCGGAACAUUUUAUGCUAAUUGCACAGCGAACGUCUAUCGCUACUCUUUUUUAAAUUGAUUUCAAGGCCGAGACUAGCAAAUCCUAGUAUUCGAAUCAAUUUUUCGAGCGUUAAUUGAGAGUGAUUUGUGCCUUUGUUUAACUUCCUCUAAAGCAUUAAACAAAACGUGUGGGUAGAGGUAUGGUAAAUUGGAAUAAAUUGUUUCAGACAGUACCUGGUUUGAUUUUAAGCCGCGUAGGAAGAAACUAUAUCUUCGGGUGGGCGUGUUGAUGUUGUAUUUAUUACCAUUUUAGGAGAUACAAAUACUAACCGAUUUACUGGCACCGAAAAAAUAAUAAUCCGUUUGUUUUAUCUAUCAGCCUACGACAUUUUGCCUUCAGAAUUUAAGGAACCUCCAGUCAAAAUUAAUUAAGUUGACCUUUCUGAUUUUUAAAAUUUUUUUUUUUCAGGUUAGCUACAGCCAAAGUCAAACUUUCCCUUUGAAAAAAGAUAUACUGACCUGUUAUAUUUUUAUCGCAUCUCGUUAGUUACUGAAAUCAUCUAUUACUUAAAAAACAAAUUGGAGGAUCUCCUUCAAGCGCUUUUUUGUAAAACCCUAAUAUCAAUUCAAUUUUGCUGCGUAAUUCUCCAAAUUGAAGAAAUACCUACCCUCAUUUGAUUUGACCAUAGAUUUUCCGUUACACCUUGAAUUUAAAGUCGGAAGAAAAAUAACAGAUCAUUCGUUGAAAAGUAACCUUGUCAUUGCUUUAGCAUUUGCUUCUUUUUCUGUUUCAAAUGGGGUCACUUUUUCAAUAUUGCUGUUUAGUUACAUCAUUAUAAAUUACCGUUGCUUAAUACUAUCGCGCACAACAAAUCGAUUAUCUUUGCAUAAGUUGAAAAAGGAUUUUUUUUUGAGGUCGGCUUGCUUGCAAAUUAGUUCACAACUUUUUAUACUACCACGAUCCAAUGAUCCUUAUUUUUUGAUUAGAGGUUAUUUGUGCAGCCUGCCUAUUGAAGUGUGUUUGCAAAAUCUUUUAGCUGAUUUGCACAAAUUGAGGCGGAGAUUGUCUUAACAAUUUUUGAAGCUAAGUCUUAGUGUAAUUAAUGCGGGUAGAUACAUUUCCUUAUUUUUCCUUGUUGCGUCAUUGGUUUGUUAAGUAGUUCGAACACUUUUUUUGCUAAUUUGACUGGAAGCAUGAGCGAAUGAGUGUAAAAUUGAGACCUGAGCAUAAAUGACCGCGGAUAAGUUUUCUUUGAAUCUGUCAUGUUUGUUGAACUUAUUUUCUACGCCUUACCUAACGCCUUGUACAUUAGUGUAGUAUAUUCUACCUGUGCUAUAAUUGUUUAACUUCCAACUGAGAGUAGAAACCAAUAAUAAAGCGGUAGUUACCAUCAUCAGUUAUUUAGCUUCAAAAUAAAUGCGUUCAUUUCAUUGUGUAACAUCACAAUUGGCCACAACACGAAUAUGCAUUGCUUGUUUAGUGGCGUAUUUAUCUCUUUUAAGUAGUCGUUUUAUACUCUGUGUUGAGUUGUCAUAGUAUGACGUAAGCAGAGCACUGUUUCAAAUUAUCGCUUAUCAAAUUUAUUUCUGCAGUGAUCCUGCAACAGCUUCCUUAUUGCACCAAUAUUACGUCACAAAUGUUAUUGAUGUCACUAGCAGGCUCUAAAUUUGUGACCUGCGACGAUUGAAUCAUUUUCGGUGUGUGAUGACGAACUUUCUGGAGUUAUUUUUUAUUCCGGCAAUAUCGAUCUCAAAUGAAGCCAAUGAAAAUGAAAAGAAGCAAGAAGUUGGAAAACAGUCUCUAAAAAUGAGUAGGAGCAGUAAUAGUAGGGCUGACAUAGUUAUAAAUUACACUGCCGGAUGAUGGUGAUGACUUGACGUUUGAAAUCUACCCUUCAACCUAUUUUUGGCCUCCCCGUUAAUCACAGCACCCCCUUUCGUCCCCUGCUUGAAAUAGGAAGUUUUAACGUCUUUCGUUAUUAGUUUUAUUGUAGCGGCAAAUACUUUUUCGAUUAGCUUCAACUAAAAUUCCGCCAAUCAGCUUGUUCAGAUCUUCCUGGAAUUCAUUGACCGUUAGGACAAAUAGAACUGUCUGAAGAAAUUGAAAAAGAGAGCACGAAGAUUGUGUGAUUGCGUGCGUAGUUAAAUAGUGCGGUCGUGUGUACGGCUGGAUUAGGAGCUGAAAUAGAUCAACACAGACUGGUGACGCAAUUGGAGCAAUCACUUUCAGAUUGGACUGCAUUGGAUUCGAUUGGUGAAGCUCUCUCUCUCUCUCUUUCUUCUGGUUAGUGGAAUAAAAAAGCUAAGCAGAAAAGGAGAAAAGAAAGAAAAAGCACCGAGGUUGUGGCAGUUCAGGAAAAAAGAGAGAGAAGUAAAAGUGGACUUUAUUCUUAUUGAAAUAUAGGCAGAUUAGUGGUUUAAACGUAGACACCGUUACCAUUCGAUACUACACUACGCUUGCGCUGUUGUGUGCUGAUUACGUCACUGCUGGUGCUAUUGCAGAAAUGAAUGAGUGAGUAGUGAGUGAAUGAAGUAUUUCCAUUCCCUUCUUUCCUUCACUUCGCUCCGCUCUCAACCUCGAAUAACCACCACUUAUUGUUCUCCAUAUUGGUGACGUGACUCUGUGACGUAAUAGCUUACUACCUUCCUUACCUUGCCUCUGCCUUCUUUCUUCUAUCUACCUAUCCUUCUGUGUACUUUGGCCAGAAACAAGUCUGAGAUUGCAAUUAAAUCCCCACAAGCUAAUUGCCUCGCUUCUUCUCCUUUUGGUCUUGACCACCAUAAUAAAUACAGCUACUACCGUCAAUUGGAUCAUUCGUUUCCUUCUUGUUUCUCCUCGUCCCAGGCAGAAUCGUUUCGUCAUCAGAAGGAGUUCCUCAAACCAAUUAUAUCAACCAUUUAAUUCAUUUCCACAUUUAAAGAAGCCUUCUUCUCAUUCACGCAAACCGCUUUUAUAGUUUCAUUCUACUCCAUAAUCGAGUCCAUUUCAUCUUGGAUAAGGACGACAAAAUUACAGGAUGCCCAUAAAGAGCUCUUUGUUUCCAUAGUGACCUGUUGCUUAGACGCUUAUUUCCAAACUGAAGGUUGAAAAAGAGUGCUUUAAAACUGCCUUUACCUAUCUUGAGCACAAAGCAAUUCGCUUCAAAGGGUGUCAUUUGAAAGGACUAAAUUCAAUUGAAACUCUUUUAAUUUGAUCAAUUAUUUACCUUAGAAAGAGUUAUGACGGGUGGAAUUUUUAUGCCUCAGCACUAGCAGUUGGAAUUUAAUUGUGUUUAAUGCUGUUAAAAAACUUAAUGGCUUCACCAUCUUGUGUAGUAAAUGUCCCUAAAUCAUCAACAGGGGCAGUCUACUCGAUUGCCAACCCUUCAGUGGGUAAACCUACUGCGGCAAUACCCGCCGGCGGUGCAAAAGCCUACAUUAACGCUUCAGUGCGAAUGACCUCUCCUGCGAGUAACAGCGGCAACUACUCGUCUUCGAUGACAUCAUCAAGUAGUGCAGCGUCGUCGACCCGACAGAAAGGGUGCAUUCAAGUUGGUUUUUACGACAUCGACCGGACGAUAGGAAAAGGAAAUUUCGCCACCGUGAAACUUGCCAGGCACCGCGUGACUAAAUCAAGAGUCGCUUUGAAAAUUAUCAACAAGAAACAGCUAGACGAAAGUGACUUAGCCAAAACGUACCGAGAAAUUAACAUUCUGAAGAAACUUAACCAUGUAAACAUAGUGAGAUUGUAUCAAGUUAUGGUGUCGAACAACAUGCUUUAUUUGGUGACGGAGCACGCGGCUAACGGUGAGCUGUUUGAGUUCUUAGCUGAGCAUGGUAGAAUGGAGGAACCGGAAGCGCAAAGAAUUUUCUGGCAGAUUGUUCUUGCGGUGGAGUACUGCCAUCAACAAGGCGUGGUCCAUAGAGAUCUAAAGGUAGAGAAUCUUCUGUUUGACAGCUUCUGGGACAUCAAAAUAGCUGAUUUUGGAUUCUCAAACACGUACGUGCCUGGAAAACUUUUGGACACGUGGUGUGGCAGUCCGCCUUACGCAGCGCCGGAAAUUUUCCAGGGUCUGAACUACAAUGGGGAGAAGUUGGACAUUUGGAGCAUGGGAGUUAUUCUGUACGUCUUAGUGUGUGGUUGUUUACCGUUUGACGGCGACUCACUACAGGAACUGAGAAGUCGAGUACUUUCAGGGCGCUACCGCAUUCCCUACUUCCUGAGUCGGAAUUGUGAAUCGUUGAUUCAAAGGAUUUUGGUUCUUGAUCCAGUCAAAAGGUAUACAGUUCAGCAAAUAAAACAGCAUAUCUGGAUGAAACGGGAUUCGGAGUAUGAUAUAUACAAUGGAUGUGGUGCUACUUCAACUAGAGGUGGGGAUCUUUUACCUCUAAAUGAAAAUGUUCUUCAAGCUAUGAAUAGACUUGGUCUUGACCAGGAGAAAACCAAUACAUCAGUUGUGGAACAAAAAUACGAUCAUUUUCACGCAAUAUAUCACUUGCUACUGGAGAAAGUCGAGACUUCUGGCCCGAUUUCUCUGAAUGUAAAACAACCUUCACAAAUGCCAAACUUAAGCUCUUCAUCCGAUUCGGUUUCUGUCUGCUCAAGCAUAUCUCUGGACCAGAAAAGUGCAGAAUCUACUACAGACAAGGGACUCCUUCGCCAGAAAUCUUGCAGUCCGAAAGGGUCUAUUGGGACACCUUCCAUUGAUGAAGGCUUCUCGUCAGACGUCUCGUUCGACGCUGAUCAGUCUCUGGGAAAAGAAGCAUCAAUGGAGCAGAUGACUCCGAUCAAAGAAGAUCCGGAAGCAGAACAUUUACGACUUAAUUCGACUACGGGAUCCUCAGUUGCAAGUACUCCGAGGAACUCAGCAAACAACACUGCUGCAUCACAAUUAGACUUUGAAAUAUCAUGGCAAUCUCAUCACUUCUCACACUUGAAAAUUCCUAAUCAUGUAUCUCCCCCGUCAAUGAUCAUAACCACCGACAAUAAUCUUAAUCAAGCUCAGGUUGCAACUGCAACAGUCUCAACCGGCAGUUCAUCGGGAGCAUAUACCUCUUUAUCAUCAUCAACAGCUGUCACAACUGGAGGACAGACAACGCAUUUCCACAACUCAUAUGACGAAGUAUCAGGCGAGAAGAUGCUAGUCAACCUGGGUGGACAUUCAAAUUUCAGCAGCCUGGAAUCGCAGUGCUCAGAAUACUCCUCGAACAUAUCUUUGGACACAAGUCAACAACAGCUGCAUAACUCGACAGGAGGAACCGGCAACAGAUUUACGCAGUCUACAUCUCUAUCGCCGCAGGUGUGUGUCGCGAGACCCCCCUUGGUACAUCAACAAAGAAUUGGCGACUGCUUCUCGAGUACGAAUGCGGCCAAUAAUGCGACUGUCGGGUUCCUAGCUUGUGGACGACGCGCCUCGGAAAGCAACCUGAAUGAGCAAGAUCAGGAGGAACUGGAGCCCAACCCUAAAAAUAUGAAACACCAGGUGCAACCAUACACAAUACAGACAUUGUCUCAUUUUGAAGCGACAGCUGUAGCUGACAAAAAGCCAACAGAUGCCAAAUACUUGACUCCAAAUGCUAAACUGAUGGUGUCUAGCUCGCCUGCCAACAGCAAUACUUUAAACGUGGCAAUUGUAAACAGUGCUCCUGGCAGUCCUUCUGUGCAAGCUAAGCGACUGAUUAAACAACAGCCGAUGAACCCGAAACUGGGCAACGGUGAUUUGGGUCUCAAAAGUAGAAUGAGGCACCCAAUCAAUCUUGCCGGCCACAGUCCUCCCUUGUUACAGCAGCCAGUGGGCGGCCACUCUCCUACUCAGUUUCUCUCACCUCUCGCAAUCUCAAAUGAAAACUUUAACAAGCCAUCGCAAUAUCACAUGUCAAACUCGCAACAGCAAAUACAGCUACAACAUCAAGCUCAAUAUCAGAACCAAAUUUUGCAGUCUCAGUCCGGCCAAGGUCAACUUGGACAUCCUCUGAAUUCUGGUCAAGCGCUGUUACCGUCCGGAGGAACUGCGGCGACUGGAGGUUAUACAUUUAUUGGGACGCCAAGAUUUGCGCUGUUGCCGAAACCUCGUAGCUUUGAUGAAACGCAAUCACACCGAAGGUCGGAAGGCAUGACUUCGUCUAGCGGCAAUGUAACUGGAAGCGGAUUGUCUCUAGCUGCCAGUGACGCUUGCAGGAGGCAGCAUAGUUUUGAUACACCAUCCAAAUUACAUAAUCAGAGCAGUAACGAAGAACCAACAGCGGGUGAUGAGUUUUGUCCAACUCUAACGAACGCUGCUUUGCUGGCCACGUCAUCCUGUGCUGCAGUAAAGGAACGAAUGUUGAAGAAUCAGAGACGUCUUUAUUCUAGUAGCCCGUACGCAGUUAAACAGCCAGCAGCGAAUCAACCGCGAUCACCCUCCGCGAGAGCCUUUCCUAGAAGAGACAAUUUUCAGAGGCAGUUGACACUUAGGCCGCAGAAAAUGUUGGAGCGCCAGUCAAGUAAGUGCAGCAGUUCUCCACCUAGAGUUCCACUAGCACAUCAUUCGAGUUUGGACAACGAGUACUCGACUGCGAAUCAAACAAUGGAAGGCGUUUUGAGCCAGUCUUUAGCUUUAUCGCCAGGUGUGAGUUCUUCGAAUGUCGGCAAUUCCGAGAUCACGUGCAUGUUGCAGCAGAUGGAAUUGCGAAACUCGAUUAACUCGCCGCUCCCGGCUGCGGAGUCGAGAAACAACCCGAGUCCUGUCGAGCCACAUUUGGUUACAAAUGCACCACAAAGGUUUCAAGGUGUGCCAAAUAAUUCACCGACCCCAGUGUAUAGGUACCCACAUAACAAUGCUGCUAGCGCUCCUAGGCACCAAGUGUCCUCGCCCAUACCGAGCAUCUCAUUCGAAAGUGCAGAUGGGAUUGUUUGCUACUUGAACAGUGCAAAUGUAAGGCCUAGAUCGCCGACAAACUUAGCAGCGUCACCUUCCACUCAUAGUCUCGGAAGCACAGACGACCGGGUGGCUUCGCCGUCAUUACAAAAUCAACUUGCUCAGCAGUUAUAUCAGCAGUCAUUAAGUGGUGUAUCUUUACAGCAGAUAACACGUGAUCAACUUCUGUCACAGUUCUCUCAGAGUCAACCGAACCCAUCUGUAAGUACGAUAGCCGAUCAUGGAGCAGUUAAAUCAUCUUGCAAUGUCGCAGAUGGUACUUAUUUGAACUUGAGAAUUGAUUCACAAACAACCCAAAGUUCUGAAGGUCUCAAGCAAGACCAGUUAUCGGAAGUUCCUAUCGAGUUCAUGCAGCAGAUGAACUACGUGGCAGUUGCUACAGCUAAUGUAACAUUGGAAACAAGAACAAUGACAUCGCGACGAAAUUCAGACGAGGCAUCGCAAAACAGCUCACCUAUGGAUCAAGAGUAGACUUCAAACUUUCUGAAAAGUUAAUCGAAACUUUUGUUUAUAUGAUUUUCAGUUACAUUUUAAAACCUUGCAAAUCCACUUAGCUCUCACUUUGUCGAAAUCUAUGAGGUUAACUAAUCAAUUCUGAAUUGACGGAUUUCUUAUCCGUCAGCAAAAUACGGUUCUUUAUAGUUCAAUGUGUUGGCGUCAAAGCUCUGAGAGUGGUAUUUGGUGGCAUGAUUAUAAACAAAAGAUCUAAUGUGUCUUGCAGACUUGUUUUAUUUUUUGGCGAUUUUUUUUUACCGACGAUGUCAUAAACUACUAAAAACUUGGUGCGGCUUCAUUUUUUCUAAUUCAGCUGGUCUGUAUUGUAUUUAUUGAGCCGUACCGUAAAACUAAUGAUAGAGCUGGUAGAAUUGAAAAUGUGCUUUUUGAUUAUUUUGAAUUGUCAAUCCGAUGCUAACAUGUGCCAUUUAGCUCAACUUUCAAUAGAAGAUCAAGCGUAUCAUUGCAAUGUACAAUUGAUAGUCCUAUCACACUAAUUUUGGAUCUCCUCAGCUCUUUCUCACUAUUGCUAAAGGGACAAAUUGUUAAAGAUACCAAGUUUGCAUCUGCUUAACAGUUAAAGUGCUCAUUUGUAGUUGUAGUUUUUUUUCAAAUACCAUUAGGGCGAAUAGUUGAAGAGAUCCGUAUUUUUUAUCAAAUAUUUCAAAUCGAAGCUCUGAAACAGAGCGGCUCAUUUGUAGAAUUUUUGAACUUGGGGGCUACAACAGCAGUGACGUGUUAACUAAGUCGCCAUUGAGAUCCUUGAGUUUCAAUUUAGUUCAUCUGGGCUUGCUGUGUAGUUUAUAACAAGUCUUGUUCUCUCUCUCUCUCAUUUAUAACUUCAAAAAGAGCAGCUAUAAAAAUGAUUCUAUCUUCCUCUUCCCUCAAUUUAGAACAAAUUUAAUUCGCAAUCAGAUAUAUAUUUUUCUUUGAUAGCAAUCGUAUUUUAACAGUAUAGAGUAUCUAGUUUUGGUAUGUGAUGAUCAUACCAGACACACUGCUGUCUAUUGUAUGCCAUUACGAUGAAGUUAAUUAUAGAAUGAGCGAAAUUGUUGAUGAGUUAUUAUUUGUUUUUUAGUGUUAAUAGAGUUACCUUCAACUUGCCAUUCAACAAAAUGUAUAUUCAA
Messenger RNA from Symsagittifera roscoffensis, 13388 nucleotides. RefSeq lists its product as uncharacterized. Gene Ontology annotation, molecular function: protein serine/threonine kinase activity; ATP binding. The transcript has 2 exons. Bases 8146 to 12237 code for a protein of 1363 amino acids. Gene Ontology annotation, cellular component: cytoplasm. Lineage: Eukaryota; Metazoa; Xenacoelomorpha; Acoela; Convolutidae. Gene Ontology annotation, biological process: protein phosphorylation; intracellular signal transduction. The record is from RefSeq and is a predicted model, not a curated record.